This is a messenger RNA of Prunus armeniaca (apricot), 528 nucleotides long. The record is from the annotation of a GenBank genome assembly. Lineage: Eukaryota; Viridiplantae; Streptophyta; Magnoliopsida; Rosales; Rosaceae.
AUGAAGUGCACCAUUACAGGACUUUUUAGUCUGAGGAGAUUUGAUGAAUUCGCAAAAAUAAAUGAAAAUGAUGAGAAAGGGAGAGGAGGAGUAUUCGAUCCUAUGGCUUCCAUGGCCAACCCAUUCUAUAUCUCAUCUUCUUCUAAACUGACCCGGAAAGCUUCAGUCUUCACACCCAACAACUUGGUUGAGCUAUCUGAAGUGAGAUCGAUAGGUCUUAUGGCUCCCACCAUUGCGGAUGUCCAUUUGGGUAAUCAGAGCUAUCUUUACGGAAAGGAAGUGGGGUACAACACAGAUGAUGAUUUCAACUCAGCCUAUGCCAAGCUGCGACAAGGAAUGACUAAUGAGUUCCAAUUGAAGGAUGGACUAAUGUAUAAGGGAACUGUUUCCCUCUUUUCAGCCGGGGCGGCCGACGGAAGGAACUUUUGGUCCUUCUUCUUUUGGAUGCGGGGCGUGCCACCACCAAGCCCUGAAUUUGGGCUUGAAUGGAAUGUGAAUAGAUGGAUGUGUUGCGUUUCUAACUUCUGA